AUGGAGACUUCUCUGCAGCUGUGGCAGGUCCUUGGUUUUGAGGCUAGCUGCCUGACUUUCCUGUCGGAGGAGCGUUGUGCAUUUGCAGCGGGCAGACUGGUGGUAGAGAUCUCACUGGGGUCGAAGCAGCAGCGAUUUAUUCAGCACGGCUCCGCAGUCACAUGCCUAGCCUUUUCAUUUCAGCAAAGGCUAGGGGCAUCCGGACAGAAGCACCAGGCAAGAUCAAAGUGGGCAGAAGUAUUGCUUUGGGACUCAGAAACGCUGGAGAUCUUAGCAACUUUCUCGUUCCACCAACAUGAUGUCGAGACCAUCGGCUUCAUCCAAGAUGGAGAGGUGCUCGUAACCAUUGGAUCAGACCGUGACAGGACGAUGGCACUUUGGCCAGCUGCGCGGGCCGGAGUCUUCCGUAUGGGUCGCAGGGAUGGGGCUCCCUUGGUGGUCUGUUCCGCCUUCAAGGGCGGUGGCAUCAGCGGCGUGGCCAGUGCGCCGGGAGGCAGUGAACUUCCACUCCUGUUUGCAACCUAUGGCUCACAGCAUGUGAAGUUUUGGCAGUCUGCCCGGUCAGCACGCCUCAGUGCUGCAAUCGACGGCCGCCGAGGAGCUUUCGGAUGUGAUGGAGUGCCAAAAACGGUUGUUUGUGCAUCCUGGGUAGCACGGGACCGGGCCGUCGUUGGAGGCAGCGCGGGAGAAAUCUUUUUCUUUCAUGGCAGUCGAGCGGUGCGGAAGAUGGCUUUUCAGCCAUCCCCGAUAGCACAUAUCCUGCCGCUUCGGGACUCUCUCGCUGCAGUCCACGCAAAUGGAGUCUGUACCAUCUUAAGUUCUGGUGAAGCCGUCGAGAAGGAUCUUUCAGCCUUGGACUGCUGGCCUGAAUCUCGCUUCAGGACUCACCUUGUUUCAGGGGCAAGUUGGAAAUACGACAAACUUCUUCUGGCCUCGAAAACGCACCUGAUUUGCAUGGACUUACUGGAUGGUGUCAAGGGCAUCCAAAGAUGCGAGGUGCUUGCAUCUCAGCCAAGCCUGCAGUUGACGUCAGUUGCUGCUCAUCCGGCCGAGAACUGCAUUUACACCGGUGCUUUGGAUGGGGUGGUCCGCUGCUACAGCGGCUCUGAUCUGGAGUGCAUUGAAAGUCGCAGCUUGCGGGCGUCCGCUGGUGUGACCUGUCUGGCUAUUUCUGGGUCUGCUGCUGAAGAGUCUUCAGCAUGGCUGGCUGUCGGAUGCAGUGAUGCCACUUUAUCCAUAAUGAGCGAGAAGACGAGGCACUAUGUCCUUCGGAGAACCCUUUCUGCCAACAAGGCCAAGCUGACUUGUGCAAAGUUUUCUGCUGUGGACAUGUCUGGGGCUCAUCCCCUGUGGCUAGCAGUCGGGACAGAGGACGGCUGCAUCCAUACAUUCCGAUUCAAAGAGGCUACUUGCAGGGCUUGUGUGUAUACCGGAGUCCACACCGGAGAAGAGAUUGUCACCAAAGUGGCCACUUUGCGUGGACAUGAGGCGCCAAUCUUCGACAUUUGCUUUGCAGACACGCUGCCAUGCAAUUUUCUGCUAAGUACCGACCUCUCUGGCAAGCAGCUGGCAUUUGACGUGCCUAUGGCACGCCGGCUGCCGACCCUGGCUCUUGUGAAAGAGGUCCCCUUUUGCCCAUGGACCGCGCCACUUGGCGCGCAGAUCCACGGCUGCUGGGCCAAUCGCGAGCCGAUGAAGGCUAGUCUUCUAGAGCGCCGUUUCCAUGAAAUUGUCGGCAGGAACUCAGUUGCCGUGACGGAUGGCUGCAGCCUUGAGAUCUUCCCCUUCCCGUGUCUGGAGCCACCAUCCGUGGCGCCUCAACGGUUUGCGGGUCCGGGGGCAACAAUCUCCUGUUUGCACUUUGACGCUGCCAGUGACAGCUUGCUAGCAGCCUCGAACACCGUGGGAGCCUCAAAAGCAGAUCUUUAG
Symbiodinium natans is the source of this 1929-nucleotide messenger RNA. Lineage: Eukaryota; Dinophyceae; Suessiales; Symbiodiniaceae. The record is from the annotation of a GenBank genome assembly.